Messenger RNA from Talpa occidentalis (Iberian mole), 924 nucleotides. Its product is annotated as olfactory receptor 2D3-like. The record is from RefSeq and is a predicted model, not a curated record. Lineage: Eukaryota; Metazoa; Chordata; Mammalia; Eulipotyphla; Talpidae. Gene Ontology annotation, cellular component: membrane. Gene Ontology annotation, molecular function: olfactory receptor activity; G protein-coupled receptor activity. Gene Ontology annotation, biological process: G protein-coupled receptor signaling pathway.
AUGGGCACAGAAAACAGAACCUAUCUCACUGAGUUCAUCCUGCUGGGGCUCUCUUCAGAUCAACAUACCCAGGUGCUGCUGUUUGUGCUCUUUCUCAUCGUUAACCUGCUCACUGUGCUCGGGAAUCUGCUCAUCAUGAUGCUGCUCCAACUUGACUCUCGACUUCAUACACCCAUGUACUUUUUCCUUAAAAAUCUGUCACUUGUUGAUCUCUGUUUCUCUACGGUGAUUGUUCACCAGAUGCUAUUCCAUUUGUUGGCCAAGAAAAAAGCAAUUUCCUUUACUAGAUGCUCAAUGCAGAUGGCUUUUUUCCUUUUGGUUGGAUGUACAGAGAGUUCACUCCUAGCAGUGAUGUCCUAUGACCGCUACAUAGCUAUCUGCAAGCCCCUGCACUACUCCACCCUCAUGACCCAGAGGAUUUGUUUCCAGCUUGUCCUUGGGUCCUGGGCCUGUGGAGCACUGGUGUCUGUAGUAGACAGCACCUUUACUUUAUAUCUCCCCUAUAUGGACCAGAAUGUAAUUAAUCAUUAUUUUUGUGAACCUCCUGCCCUACUGAAGCUGGCUUCAGAAGAAACCUACACUGCUGAGCUGGCCAUCUUUGCCAUGGGUGUGCUAAUCCUCCUCGGUCCUGUGUCCCUCAUCCUCUUCUCCUACUGGAACGUUAUUUCCACGGUAGUGUGGAUGAAGUCAGGGGAGGGGAGGCUCAAGGUCUUUUCUACCUGUGGUCCUCAUCUCAUUGUUGUUGUCUUGAUCUAUAGCUCAACAAUAUAUACCUAUAUGCAACCUAACACCAAGAAAAAAAAUAAAUGGGAUAAGAUGGUCUCUGUGUUCUACUCAGUGAUAACAUCCAUGCUAAACCCGUUCAUUUACAGUCUACGGAACAAGGAUGUGAAGGAGGCAUUUAAGAAAGUAUUUGGAAGAUAG